CGAGGUGGAUAGAUCGAGUGGCGGGGUAGUCUGCAAUUGUGCCUAGGUACGUUGGUCUGAAUGAGAAUAACACGACACAAAAGUCAACCACCUAUUCAUUGCGCCCACUUCCAUGCAGGAUAACGAAUAGAGGACAACAAUCCUGUCGUUCCCAUGUAGCAACCAUGGAAAACAAGGUUGAAAUUAACGCUUCGCCUUCGAUAGAAUAUGUAAAUUCAAGCGGAGAAACUCCUCCCAACGGCGCCCCGCCCACGUCGUCUUUGGCCAAUAAGGAUAGAGCUGACGAAGAAAAUGACAACAUUGACAAAAGAUCUGAGGAGAAACCGGCGGGAACGAAGUUCACCUACCACCAGAAAGCCACUUUUGCCAGCGCUAUGAUGGCUUCACUGUCAAACAUGAUGGCCGCUUCCAUAAUUUCAGUUUUCUACCCCAUUGAGGCAAAGGCGAAAGGGAUGAACCAGACUGUAAUUGGACUCGUGUUUAGCGCAUUCGCCCUCACUACAGGCAUUGGGUCACCAAUUUGGGGCAAAUUUAUUCCUGUUUUUGGAGCUCGGUUUAUUUUUCUGGCAGGAGCCUUCGUCACCGGUGGAUGCAAUGUCUUGUUUGGGUUUAUUGUUGACAUGCCAACCAGAGCAACUUUCACUGCGUUCAGUUUUGCCAUAAGGCUCUUGGAAGGGCUUGGAAGCUCGGCUACAAAAACUGCGUCAGCGGCCAUUGUGGCGUUUACCUUUCCUGAGAAUGUCGGCACUGCAGUGAGCUUGAUUGAGAUGACCGGAGGGCUGGCAUAUGCAAUUGGACCAGCAAUUGGUGGUCUGUUAUAUGAUGCAGGAGGCUUCCGGUUUCCGUUCUUCGCUCUGGGAGGGCUUGUUCUUGCAAUUGAUAUCGCCAAUUUCUUCUUAUUGCCUCAGCAGGGGCAAAAGAAGGAAGAGUCUGGGCCCUUGACUCUAGUUUUGAGCAUUCCAGCCAUUUGGUUGGCUUUACUUGCUGUCUUUGUGGCAGCGAUUUCCUUAACAUCCCUCGUCCCAACUGUGCCGAUUCAUUUAAAAGAGCUUGGUUUUACUGUGUUGCAGAUCAGUUUCAUCUUUCUAAGUUUCGGUUUAUCUUACGCAAUUUCCUCUGUGAUUUGGGGAGCUGUUGCAGACGCAAAGAAAGCCACACGAAUUAUGAUGGUCUUUGGAGCAUUUGGCAGCGCACUCUUUUUCCUAUUCCUUGGACCGUCGCAACUGCUGAAAAUACCCUCGACCAAGCUGCUAGCUAUCCUUGUUAUUCCAACUGGCACCGUUAUGAUGGGUUUGUUCAUUAUGCCGACAUUCGUUGACAUGUACAUCUCUGCAGAAUGGUAUGGUGUUCCUACCAACCUUGGGGUGACUUCUAUAAUAGCUGGCCUCUGGAACGGUGUAUUUGCAUUCGGGUCCUUGGUAGGGCCCUUGCUUGGGGGCGCUUUGACGCAGGUCUAUGGAUUCGCUUACGCGACUACAAUAUUCGCUGGUGCUUUAAUCUCUGUCAUGAUUGUACUGUGUCUGUUUGGAGUCUGGGAGUAUCGUUGUGGAAAAGGGAGACGGGUCCCGAGAUCACGGCUUGAAAUGCAGGCUAACACAACUGACGAGGAACAGGUGCCACUUAUACCAAAUGAUGUGUGAAGCGAGUUCAUUAUAGCAGCUGAGAGAAGACGCUUCA
Messenger RNA from Patiria miniata (bat star), 1677 nucleotides. Its product is annotated as MFS-type transporter SLC18B1-like. Bases 165 to 1640 code for a protein of 491 amino acids. The transcript has 14 exons. Gene Ontology annotation, biological process: transmembrane transport. Gene Ontology annotation, molecular function: transmembrane transporter activity. The record is from RefSeq and is a predicted model, not a curated record. NCBI's taxonomy places the organism in Eukaryota, Metazoa, Echinodermata, Asteroidea, Valvatida, Asterinidae.